Molecule: messenger RNA, 3717 nt
Organism: Coniophora puteana RWD-64-598 SS2
Lineage: Eukaryota; Fungi; Basidiomycota; Agaricomycetes; Boletales; Coniophoraceae
Product: Ca-transporting ATPase
Exons: 17
Coding region: 1-3717 (1238 amino acids)
Biological process (GO): intracellular calcium ion homeostasis
Cellular component (GO): membrane
Molecular function (GO): ATP binding; ATPase-coupled monoatomic cation transmembrane transporter activity; ATP hydrolysis activity
Source: RefSeq, a predicted model, not a curated record
AUGCCGCUCGAGCCGCUCGAGCCGCCCCCGCCCGGUCCGCCGAGCAGGCAGGUGGUGUACGUCGCGGACGAGGACCAUACGAUCCGCUUUGUGGGGUACGAGAUCGUGCGGUGGCGGCAGUACCUCUGGUGGGCGCUGUGUGUGUGCAGCGCUGGGAUUCUGGGGCUCCUGGGGCACUGGUUCCCGCGGACGUGGCUGCGGUGGGUGGUCAAGGAGCGGGGGUUCAAGGACCUCAAGCACGGGUUCGUGGUUAUCGAGUCUGCGCAUAGGGAUAUCACGUUGUUCCGCAUCAAGCGGUUGGCGUACCCGUACAGGCGGUCGACCGUUUUCCCCUACAAGUCGUCUGGCAACGGUGGUCCGUCGAGGAGAGCGUCGAGCUCGUCGUUGGCGCGUGUGAUGAUGAAUGGACACGCGGGGGGCAAUGCCAACGAUGAGGUGCUUCGCGAUUUGCUGGUCGUCGAUUAUCGUUAUUCUCGGUUCGCGCUUGAUCCGCAGACGGGCCUUUUCAGCGCUAUAAGGGACUGGCGGGACCCGUCGUGGACUGGUAUUCCGUCGGUGCAGAACGGCGUCCCCCAGCCCGUGCGCGAGCAGCGCGUGACGCUGUUUGGACUCAAUGUCAUUGACAUCGAGGGCAAGUCCGUACCGUCGCUGCUCAUCAAUGAGGUCAUGCAUCCGUUCUACGUCUUUCAGGUCGCGAGCAUCGUUUUGUGGUCGUUCGAUGACUAUUACUACUAUGCCUUUUGCAUCGCGCUUAUAUCGACGCUGAGCAUUGUGACUACACUUAUGGACACGAAGAAGACUAUCAAGCGGAUGCGCGAGAUGUCGCGCUUCUCGUGCAAGGUCACCGUCUUCAUCGACGGCUCAUGGACAGAGCGCGACUCGACGGACCUCGUACCAGGGGACAUCAUCAACCUCUCCGAGCUGCAGUCCGCGCUGUUCCCAGCGGACAUGCUGCUCCUCUCGGGCGACGCGAUCGUGAACGAGAGCAUGCUGACGGGCGAGAGCGUGCCGGUGUCGAAGGUGCCCGCGCGGGACGAGGACGUGGCGCGGUGGAAGGACGUGGGGGACGUGGGGCAGGGGGAUGGGGUCGGGAGGGCGUUUGUGUAUUCGGGGACGAAGGUGGUGCGGAUUCGGGGGGCGUUGGCGCCAGAUGGGACGACGGGGAGGCCGGCGCUUGGGUUGGUGGUGCGAACUGGGUUUAGUACGACCAAGGGGGCGCUGGUGAGGUCGAUGUUGUUUCCGAAGCCUAUGGGGUUCAAGUUCUACCGCGACUCGAUGCGCUUCAUCGCUGUGCUGGCUGGUAUCGCCGGUCUCGGGUUCUGCGUCAGCGCAGUGCAGUUUGUCCGCCUCGGUAUCCCAUGGAUAACCAUCCUCGUGCGCGCGCUAGACCUCAUCACCGUCGUCGUCCCGCCCGCGCUCCCCGCGACACUCUCGAUCGGGACGAGCUUCGCGAUCGGGCGCCUGCGCGCGCUCGGCAUCUUCUGCAUCUCGCCGUCGCGCGUGAACGUGGCGGGCAAGAUCAACGUGUGCUGCUUCGACAAGACGGGCACGCUCACCGAGGACGGGCUCGAUAUUCUCGGCGUGCGCGCGCUCGAUCGUACUGCGCACAGGUUUGGAGAGCUUAUUGAUGAUGUGCAUGAUGUGCCUGCUAUUACUGCCUCUGCCACUGCCGCCGCUGCCAACGCCAACGCCAGCGCGAGGGGGCGCGCGAAUAGCGGGGGCGGGGGCGGAGGCAGCAAUGCGAGCUUCACGCACGCGCUCGCGACGUGCCAUGCGCUCAAGAUGGUCGGGGGCAACGUGAUCGGAGAUCCGCUGGACGUGAAGAUGUUCGAGUUCACGCGGUGGACGCUCGAGGAGGGUCUCGUAGCUGGCACAGGCGUCAUCCGCGCGCGUGGGGGCGCGGAGCGGCCCGCGGCGCUCGUGCAGACUGUUGUGCGGCCGCCCGGGAGCGCGCGGUUCCGGCUUGAGGACGCGCUCAAGGCUGGCGGGCGGCACGCGCAUUUUCUGGAGCUGGGUGUGAUUAGGACGUUUGAGUUUGUGUCGGGGUUGAGGCGGAUGAGUGUGGUUGUGAAGAGGUUGAGGAGUAGUGCGAUGGAGGUGUAUGUGAAGGGUGCGCCGGAGGUUAUGAGUGAGAUUUGUGAUAGGGCGUCUUUUCCUGCGGAUUAUGAGGACUUGUUGUCGUAUUAUACCAGGCGCGGAUACCGUGUCAUCGCGAUGGCGGGCAAGAGCAUCGAGGGCCUGUCGUGGCUCAAGGCGCAGAAGAUGAAGCGCGAACAAGCCGAGUCGGACCUCCAGUUCCUGGGGCUGAUCAUCUUCGAGAACAAGCUAAAGCCUGGCACCGCGCCUGCCAUACAGACGCUGCGCGCGGCGCACCUCGCGUGCCGGAUGAUCACGGGCGAUAAUCCGCUGACGGCCGUGAGCGUCGCUCGGGAGUGCGGUCUCGUGAACCAGGCAGCGCACGUUUUCGCGCCUGCUUUUAUCAGUGGCGGCCCGACGACGCCGCACUCGAAGCUGGAGUGGUCCUGUAUGGACGACGUGUCGUGGAAGCUCGACGCGUAUAGUUUGAAGCCGCAGACACCGCCGCCGCACCAUGCUGCGGACGCGGACGAGAUUGAUUACCAGGAUUAUGCGCUUGCGGUGACGGGGGAUGUGUUUAGAUGGAUGAUCAACUAUGCGCCGCUCGAGACGCUGCAGCGUAUGCUCGUCAAGGCGCAGAUUUUUGCACGCAUGUCUCCCGACGAGAAGAACGAGAUUGUCGAGCGGCUGCAGUCGCUGGGCUACACUGUGCUGAUGUGCGGCGACGGCGCGAACGACUGCGCGGCGCUCAAGGCUGCCGACGUGGGCAUCUCGCUGUCCGAGGCGGAGGCGUCGGUGGCUGCGCCGUUCACGAGCAGCACGCCGGACAUCAGCUGUGUGAUCGAGGUGAUCAAGGAGGGCCGGGCUGCGCUUGUGACGAGCUUUUCGUGCUUCAAGUAUAUGGCGCUUUAUUCGCUCAUCCAGUUCACGACUAUCACGCUGUUAUACUCGUUCGCAUCAUCGCUAGGGGACUUCCAGUUUUUAUAUAUAGAUCUGUUCAUUAUCAUUCCCGUCGCCGUGUCCAUGGGACGGACACUGCCUUUUCCUAGGCUGCACCCCAAGCGGCCGACGGCGAGUCUAGUGUCGAAGAAGGUGCUCGCGAGUCUGGUGGGGCAGAUCGUGAUUACGAGUGCGGUCCAGUUCGCGGUCUUUGUUUGGGUGCGGGGCGAGCCUUGGUACGUGCCGCCACCGUCGAACGGGCCAAAACAUGGCGGGUCGGACAACCACCUCGAGUCGACCAACUUUGAGAACACGACACUGUUUUUGGUGUCGUGUUUCCAGUACAUCCUCGUCGCGGGGGUAUUCAGCAUCGGUCCGCCGUAUCGCAAGCCGAUGUGGACGAACGCCUGGCUGAUGAUUUCCCUCGUCGUGCUAUCGCUGUUCAAUCUGCUCGUGUUGCUGCGCGUGCCGCGGCCGCUGGGUCUGAUUCUGGAGCUGAUGCCGGUGCCGUUCUCGGCGCGGAUGACGCUUGUCGGCUUUGUGCUUGUCAACAUUGUGCUGUCGUUGGCGUUUGAGCAGUGGGCUGCGGGUGCGAUUUCUGUUGCGAUUGGGGCGUUGAUGAAGUACCGUCGGGAGAACCGGCGGUACCGGGAGGGCAAGGCGUACAAGGCUGUCGAGGGUGGGAUGCGGGGUGGGCGGUAG